AUGCUGCCCACGGUCCAGGUACUGCUGGGCGCAACCGCUCUCCUUGCGCGUCUGGUGGUAGCGUCCAGCUCGCAUCAGGAGGACGGGCUACCUUCGUACCACUACGGUGCCGCGAUACCUGUAGAAUGUAUGAAACGGAAUAUAGAAACGGGCGAACAUAUCCAGAACGAAAAGGACGAGAUCGAAUGGAUGCCCUUCCCCGUGUGCGAGGAGACGGCCAAGCCGCUUCAAUUCCAUUAUGGCGUUGAGACGGAACAGAAUUGCACUGUUCCCAUGAUUGACGACCCUUUCUUCCACCUGCUCGAGUUCUACAUCCACAACGACGCGCCCCUGGCAUGCCGACUCCCUGCCCGUCCUGCCCCCCAAGUCGAGACUGUCGGUGCGAAACCAUACGAGCAGGAGUAUAUACCUCUUGUUUUUGCCCUAGCUGGAACCCUCCAAUUGAGCCAUUUGCACAUCAGCACGCACCUCAAUGUCUUGCUUCACAGCACGCCGAAACACCACCUUCACCCGCACGAUAGCGGCGUCCUCGACUCGGGCGCUGCAUAUAGUACGAGUCCGCUCAGCCACAUGCAGGGCAGCCAGACCAAGAGAUUGGUCAUUGGCGAUCCUCUCCCCUUUAGCUUCAGCGUUCGAUGGUUCCCAACGCCCGCAUUACCCAAGACCGAGGGCAAGGUCGAGUGGCAGGGCAUGGGUGGACACAUUUACUUCAGCACCGUCUUUUACGGCCUUGUUUCCUUCAUUGCUGGCGCAUUGGCAAGCACCAUGUACUUUUUCGGCGUUGUUAUGCCAAAGAAGCUCAAGGGCAGAGGACUAGGAGGUGCUACGCCCCUGGGCUAUGGAAUGAAUGGAAAGGGUGUGGGCAAUGGAUGGGGCAUCGCGAAGCGCAUCGACUAA
Messenger RNA from Pestalotiopsis fici W106-1, 897 nucleotides. RefSeq lists its product as uncharacterized. The record is from RefSeq and is a predicted model, not a curated record. The transcript is spliced from 2 exons. Bases 1 to 897 code for a protein of 298 amino acids. Lineage: Eukaryota; Fungi; Ascomycota; Sordariomycetes; Amphisphaeriales; Sporocadaceae.